This is a messenger RNA of Strongylus vulgaris, 261 nucleotides long. NCBI's taxonomy places the organism in Eukaryota, Metazoa, Nematoda, Chromadorea, Rhabditida, Strongylidae. The record is from the annotation of a GenBank genome assembly.
GAAAUGCCUGGUACAUCCACAGCUGCUAUUCUUCCCAGCAACUCUUCUUCUAUGUGUCCAGCAAAAGAGAAGAAGCAAGAGGAGCAGCCUGAAGUUAUGCUGGAUGAAGAUGGCUGGCAGGUUUAUGAUCCAACGCAGUUCGAGUCAGUAACGACUACAGCUGCGAUUCCUGCAGUGGAGUUGAGCGACAUCGGACCUAUUUCCUCGUCUGUUUUUGAAGAAUUGCCAGCAAAUAUCAGAGCGGUACAAAUUUCCAUUUGA